CCUUUCUCUUUCGCGCAGGUGGUGGCGACGCUCUGCUGGUGGCCGUCACAUCUGCUUUCCCUCUCAAAGCGCUUUCUCAUUUCUGCGUUUUAUAACCCUCGCUUUCCUCGCGUUCCCCGGGCCAUCUGCUUCGAAAUCUCGCCGCCGCAAAUCGCAAUCUCAAACAUACCCGGUCUCCUCUUCGGUUGAGUGAUUCGAGCGAGCGGCGGUUGUUGCGGGAGACCGUGACAUGACGCCGUGGGGGCUCCGGGGAUCCAUUUCAUAAUGGCGUUUAGCACCAGCAGGUAGCCUGGCCGGCCCGACACUGCAAAUUUUGCAUCUAGUACUAAAGCUCGACUAUUGGAUCUUGAGGCUGAUUGGUUACGGACAUCCGGUGGAAUAGGUUGUCACUUUCCCUGUUGCGAAGUAAAAUUACAUUAAUCCUGGAAGAAAUUGAGGGAUAGCUGAGCGGUGAGUAGCAUUUCAUGGUUGGUAUGCUGCGGAGGAACUGCAAGAUCAUGCCAGUGAUGCUAGCCUAGUGGUGUAAUUGCUUGGGCAUCACGAGGAGGAUGCGUUGUGCACUGAGGUAGAACUCAUGAAAGUUGAGGAACAAACCGUGAAGGUCGAGAUGGGGCUCUUUGUUAAGGAAAGCGAAACAUUCAAGGUGCUGAAAGAGUUGGAGUCAACAAAGCAGGUUAUUGAUGACUUGAAGUUGCAGAUAGAGAAGGCAACAUCAGAGUGUGGAAAUGCAGCAACAGAUCAUGCUGAUACCAUGAAGAUACAUCCACCUCCUGAUAUAGAACGGAAAGUGGACGACCAUGCCGAGCCACUGAUCCAGAGCAUAAAUGCCAUACAGUCUCCACUAGCCACACUGAUGAAGCUGAAUCAGGCAAAAGCAUUCCUGAACAUGGACACUGUCAAGAUGUUCAAGUGCCAGAUAGAGGAGGAGAAAGCAUCCCUCGAGAGAACCCGUGAGAGGGUGCAGUUGAAUAUAGAGAAAGCUUCAGCAUUGGAAGCAGAGUUGAGCAAAACUGCCGCGCAGCUACAAGCAGCAAAAGACCCGAAACCUGCGCUGGAACCUUAUGACAUAUGGCUGCAGAUGAAGCAGUUGAAUGCCGAAAAAGACAAGCACAGGAAGAUGGUCGAGGACUCGAAGCUCGAGAUUGGUGAAUUGACUUCCACAAUUGAGCACACAAGAUCUAAGGCGAAGACUCUUCAGUUCAGGAUCGUCAUGGCCGAUAAAUUGAAGGAAGCCUCAAGGCGGGGAGAAGCUUUCGCCCUCGCGGCGAUGGGAAAAAGAAGCAACGUGGAGGACCCGGAGAGCGCUACAUCCGACGUCACACUUUCUGUUGAAGAACACUCCAAGCUCCUGCGCGAGGCGGAAGAAUCAGAGGUUGCCUCUAGGAACAGAAUAGACGCGGCAAUGCAGGAGCUGGAUCAGGCAAACCAGGGCAAGGUAGAACUUCUGGAAAGAGUGGACGAGGCAAUGGCCGCCGUCGAGUCCAGCAGGAAGGUUCUGGAGGAGGCCCUGAAGAGGGAGGAGUCCGCAAACAAAGCUAAGCUCGCAGCCGAAGAUGCUCUCCGGAGGCUGCGGUCCGACCAAAUAAUUCUGAACUGGCGACCGACCGGCAACAGUAACAGCAGAAAUAAUUCUGUGAAGUUCAAGACCUCGGCAACGCCAGCAACACCCCGAAAGGUGGGCACGGGGAUCUACGACGUGAACGGCCUGAGCCUGGUGGCCACCACGCCGAAGAGCACCAAGGCCAUGUCCAUCGGGCAGAUCCUGAGCAUGAAGCUCGACUGUGAGUUUGAGACUGCCACUGGGAAGACUACUGGUAAGACGGCGAGUUCAGCGAAGAAGAAGGAGGUGUCUCUGGGGCAGAUGCUCAGCCAGAAGUACGAGAUGUACUCGCCGAUGAGGAUAGAUCAUGAUGGCGCGUCCCGCAAGCAGUUCCAGCCCAGGCGGCGCAGGCUGGGGUUCGUGGUGUACGCGCUGCUCCUGGCCAGGCAGAAGCACAGGAAGAGGCAGCAAGCCCGGGCAUCCUCCUGCACCAAGGUCGUGUAGCAUAGUGUAGUUAGUAUCUUUCCAGACCGUAGUACUUUACUAAGCUGUGUUUUUACAACCGGAAUAAAUGGUGCUCCUGGUUCAGCCCACAAUUUACAACCGGAGUACUACUGUACUAGUAGUAGUACAUGUGUAAUUAGUUGGUAUAUGCUAUAUGAUCAAGGUGGAUGUUUAGCA
Messenger RNA from Triticum aestivum (bread wheat), 2221 nucleotides. Its product is annotated as WEB family protein At2g38370. Lineage: Eukaryota; Viridiplantae; Streptophyta; Magnoliopsida; Poales; Poaceae. The transcript is spliced from 2 exons. Bases 575 to 2044 code for a protein of 489 amino acids. Gene Ontology annotation, cellular component: cytosol. The record is from RefSeq and is a predicted model, not a curated record. Gene Ontology annotation, biological process: chloroplast accumulation movement; chloroplast avoidance movement.